Cavenderia fasciculata is the source of this 1680-nucleotide messenger RNA. RefSeq names its product iron-containing alcohol dehydrogenase (gene adhfe1). Gene Ontology annotation, molecular function: alcohol dehydrogenase (NAD+) activity; metal ion binding. The coding region runs from base 1 to 1680 and encodes 559 amino acids. The record is from RefSeq and is a predicted model, not a curated record. Gene Ontology annotation, cellular component: mitochondrion. NCBI's taxonomy places the organism in Eukaryota, Evosea, Eumycetozoa, Acytosteliales, Cavenderiaceae. The transcript has 4 exons.
AUGAUUAUUAGAAGUCUAAAGAACCAAUUAGUAAAGAAUAGUGAGAAUGUUAUAGGGUUGUAUCAAUCGUUGCAUCAGUGGGGUAGUACAUGUCCCUGUCACGGUACUCCUAUUGCACAAUGCUCUAAUCCUCCUUCGCAGUCACUACAGACUAAUCAUGUGUCACCUGUAUUCAUCUCAACUUCGACAUCCAAUGCAAUACUCUCUUCUCCAUCACCAUCCUCAUCUUCUUCUACCUCUUCAUACAAUAGAUCAGUAUACAACAAUGCAUCAGUAUCAAGUAUAAGACAUGAUAUGGAUUUGAUUCAAAAGUUUGGGUCGUGGAGUAGCGACAAUAGAGCCACUAGAAGAUACAGUAGUGGAAUCAUCGUUGAACCGUCACAGACUGAAUAUGCCUUUGAAAUGGCAACCUCCAACAUUAAAUUUGGUCCUGGUUGUACACAUGAAAUUGGACAGGAUUUGAUAGACCUAAAGAUUAAGAAUGUCUGUGUAUUUGCAGAUCCACACCUUUUGGCUAUGUCUACUACCGGUACUGGAGGUGAAUCACCUGUCUCUGUAGUAUUACAUUCUCUUAAAAAGGCUGGUAUCAAUUUUGUAAUCUAUUCAAAUAUUUCAAUUGAACCAACUGAUGAAUCUUUUAAAGAUGCAAUUGAAUUUGUAAAGAAUGCUAGAAUUCCAAUUGAAGGGUUUGUAGCGGUUGGUGGAGGUAGCACUAUUGAUACUUGUAAAGCAGCCAAUCUCUACACAACCUUUCCCACUGAUAACUUUUUAGAUUAUGUCAACCCUAUUAUUGGCCUGGGUAAGCCUGUUCCCGGCCCAGUCAAGCCUCUGAUCGCUGUGCCAACAACUGCCGGCACGGGAUCAGAGACCACUGGUGUAUCGGUGUUUGAUCUUUUAGAGCUAAAGGCCAAAACUGGCAUUGCACACAAGAAUCUCAAGCCUACACUUGGUAUUGUCGAUCCACACAACACAUUUACAAUGCCAACCAACGUGGCAGUAGCUUCUGGUUUUGACCAGCUCUGUCAUGCACUCGAGUCGUACACUGCCAUCCCGUACAACAAGAGAACUCGCACACCCAUCAGACCUGCCUACCAAGGGUCGAAUCCAAUCAGCGAUAUUUGGUCUCUCAAAGCACUAGAAAUGAUCAAUGAAUAUCUUCCAACAGCUAUUGAGAACCCAACCGAUCUCAAUGCUAGAUCACAGGUAAUGUUGGCAGCUACCUCUGCAGGUAUUGGUUUUGGUAAUGCCGGUGUUCAUCUUUGUCAUGGUAUGAGUUAUGCUGUAUCUGGUUUGGUCAGAGAUUAUAAACCUGAAGGAUAUAAUGUUGAUUAUCCAAUCAUUCCUCAUGGAAUGAGUGUUUGUUUAAAUGCACCAGCAGUAUUUGAAUUUACGGCAAGUGCAAAUCCAGCUCGUCAUCUUGAAUGCGCUCGUUUGAUGGGUGCCAAUAUUAAUAAUGUUAAAGAUCAAGACGCUGGAAAAAUAUUAUCAAAUCAAAUUAGAAAAUUAAUGAAGAGAUUAAAGAUUCCUGAUGGAUUAAAAGCUAUCAAUUAUACAAAGGAUGAUAUUCCAGCAUUAGUUCAAGGUACCUUACCACAACAUAGAGUGACUAAACUUUCUCCAAGACCAGUUGGAGUUGAAGAAUUAACAAAAUUGUUUGAAAAUUCAAUGACCAUCUAUUAA